Cryptococcus amylolentus CBS 6039 is the source of this 3189-nucleotide messenger RNA. RefSeq lists its product as hypothetical. Gene Ontology annotation, cellular component: autophagosome; phagophore assembly site. NCBI's taxonomy places the organism in Eukaryota, Fungi, Basidiomycota, Tremellomycetes, Tremellales, Cryptococcaceae. The transcript is spliced from 10 exons. Gene Ontology annotation, biological process: protein localization to phagophore assembly site; autophagy of mitochondrion. The coding region runs from base 40 to 3132 and encodes 1030 amino acids. The record is from RefSeq and is a predicted model, not a curated record.
UUCAUCUCCUCUCCUCUCCCCAUCCCCCACCAGCACAGCAUGUCAGCACACGACCCAGAAAGCCCGUCCACCAUGCUCCUCAGAGAGCUACAGGGAGACCCUCCCCAUGCCACCAGCGACUUGGAAGAAGCCGAAGAAUCACAGUCACGCCCUCCCUCGCAUAUACUGGAGCUGGAAGGUCAAGGAUCUGGGUCCACACCGAGGGUAUCACUAAGCAGACGCAGUCCGACUCAUAUCCUCGACGAUGGCUCGGAUGACGACGACGGUGGCAACCCGCCGCAAUCACUGAUCUUAGGCGAUCAGGGUGUUCAGCGGGCUCGGGAUCACAGGGACGUGUCAAGAGACACAGAAGUGACAGAUACCAAGAAAGGGGGGUCUAUGCCGCUACCUGAGGCCUACUCUGAUAGUCGAGGUCACCCACUACCUUCAUCGUCUUCCAAUCAACACCUGGCAAGGCCGACAAGCACAGGGCCUUUUGUAGAGGCUUCCGGCAGCUCCAGGAGUACCAGCUUCGGAGACGGCGCUGAGUCAUUGUCUAUCAAUGCAUCUGGGCCGGAUACAAAAGCAUCAUCUAUGGGGGCGCCGCAUAUAGGACUCCCAGCUUCAGGGCGGGGGAUCCAACGGCCCCUCUUCCGAGAAGUUACCCUCCCCCAGCCAUCGUCGCCUCAACGCCCUUCAUGGCCAGGAUCUCCAUCACAGAGAGUCAAUGGUUAUCUUGACCCGAAUAUCCCUCCUCCAUUGACAUCGAAAAGUAAAGGGAAGGGGAAAGAGAGGGUCAGGAACAAGGGCGGUCGAAGAUACCAGUCAGUCGGCACAGAAGAUCUGGAGGAUGGGAAUAGAAGAAAGACCCCCAAGAGCGGCUUGGAUGAGUACGAGAAGGCGCUCUGGAAGUGGGUCAACGUUGAAGACUUGGACGGCUUCUUGCAAGAGGUGUACGAGUACUACAAAGGCAAGGGAAUCUACUGCAUUGCCUUGUCAAGAGUGCUCAAUCUCUUGACGACAUUCUUUGUUAUUGCCUUCUCUACUUUCCUGAUUUCUUGCAUCGACUAUUCCAAGCUUGCGUCCGGUGAUGACACGGUCAAUCGACUUGACGACGUCCUUGUGGGACAGUGUCUAACGAGGGGGUCUUUCACCCAUAUGUUGUUUAUCGUCAUACUCUCAGUAUUCUUCAUUUUCCAGGCUGUCAGCUUUGCCCUAUCCCUGCCCCGCUUACUAGAGAUGUAUCGUUUUUACACGCAUCUCCUUCGUAUACCAGACGCCGACAUACAGACUUUACCAUGGCCUGAGAUCGUGCGACUCGUGGGUGAGAUCAGGAAACACAACCCGAUCACAUCUAUAUCCAACGGGCAAGCAUCUGCACUCGCAGACAUGAUAGGCGACAACACUACGGGUGCUGUCAAAAAGCUUGAUGCGCAUGAUGUUGCCAAUCGCAUUCUUCGACAAGAGAACUACCUCAUAGCCCUGUUCAACAAGGAUCUUUUGGAUCUCAAAGUCCGGAUACCUGUACCUCACGCUCUGGACAACAUGUUUCCAUCAACUCUCCUCACCACCUCUGCCGACCCUACCCUCCCUGAAUACCUGAAUGCGCCCAGAAGGAAGUAUCUCAGCUUUGGCGCCAAUCAUUUGACGAAGGCGCUAGAGUGGAACCUCAGGUUCUGCCUACUAGGAUAUCUGUUUGACUGGCGAGGCCAAGUUCGGAAAGAGUUUGUGAGAGAAAAGAGACGACAGGAUCUUGUACAAGGGUUGAGGCGAAGGCUUGUGUUUAUGGGGAUAUUGAAUGGGCUUUUUGCUCCUUUCAUCAUCGUCUAUCUUUUGAUGUAUUCCUUCUUCCGCUACUUUGAGGAAUACCACAAGAACCCAUCUUCCAUUGGCAGUCGCCAAUACACCCCUUAUGCUCAGUGGAAAUUCAGAGAAUUCAACGAGCUGCCCCAUCUGUUUGAAAGACGCCUGGACCGAAGCUAUGUCACUGCCAAGGAAUAUGUCGAUCAAUUUCCCAAGGAGAAGACCGCUCUUCUGAUGAGGUUUGUGGCCUUCGUCGCGGGCUCCUUCGCGGCUGUUCUUCUUGCUGCGACCCUGUUGAAUCCCGACCUGUUCUUGCACUUUGAAAUCACUCCGCGUCGCACCGUACUAUUCUUCCUCGGUGUUUUUGGUUCAGUGCUGGCCGUUGCCAGGUCAAUGGUCCCGGAAGAGAAUAUGGUCUUUGACCCCGAGGCGAGCUUGAAGGAGGUCGUCAAGUGGACCCACUACUUGCCGGAAGAGUGGAGAGGACGGUUGCACAGCGAAAAGGUCCAUCAAGAAUUUGGCAAACUGUUUGCUCUCAAAAUCACGAUAUUCUUUGACGAACUUCUCUCGGUCAUCCUCACCCCCUUCGUUCUAUUCUUCUCUUUACCGCCAUGUGCUUCCGAGAUUAUCGACUUUUUCCGCGAAUUCACUGUCCACGUAGACGGCGUGGGCUACGUCUGCUCCUUUGCUGUGUUUGAUUUCUCACGGCAAGGGAACGUCGAUCUGGAAGCAGAAGACCUGCACAGGCCAGAAACGGGAGCCGAUCGAAUGGGGCUUCAAGCGCAAAACACCAUACCUUCCGCUCCAUUGUCUCCAAGGCUUAGCAACAGGGGACAGGGGAACAGAACCCGCGACCGCAGUAGCAAUGAGAUCAAGAUGGAGAAGUCCUUCCUUCAUUUCAGGGCUACCCAUCCCGACUGGCAGCCUUCAGACCCAAAUCCCUCUGUGUUUCUCGACAAGCUCGCUCACAUUCGCAACCGUCAUCUCUCGCCGGGAGCUUCAGCACCCAUGGGCGCGGGGCCAGGAGGAUCAUUCUACGCCGGAGGCAGAGGCUUGGGUAUCGAUGGCUCAGUGAUGGGCGAUAUGGAUGAGGCACAACUUAGAGCAAAGAGUCAGGCAUAUGAGCGCGCCUGGACCAGGAGCUCGAACCUCCAUCAACAGGCCGUGCCCUCGCCCAGCAAUGUACGAGGGCGAGCGAUCGAGGAGGGGGUUGAGCAGGGAGGUGAUUCAAUCGAAGGCUGGACACAAGGCCAUCAGGCGUUGAGUGGGUCUGUUGAGGCUGAAGAAGACGCUUCUCCAUGGAGAGAUGAGGGAGUUGUCGGUAUGUUACAGCAGGUUCUGGGAAGAUGAUGUUUCAUUGUAUCGGAUUUGUUGGAGUUGUCAUGUUAAUGUAUCAUAAUGGUAUUA